Meyerozyma guilliermondii ATCC 6260 is the source of this 1359-nucleotide messenger RNA. RefSeq names its product histone deacetylase (gene HOS2). The transcript has a single exon. The record is from RefSeq and is a predicted model, not a curated record. The coding region runs from base 1 to 1359 and encodes 452 amino acids. Lineage: Eukaryota; Fungi; Ascomycota; Pichiomycetes; Serinales; Debaryomycetaceae. Gene Ontology annotation, molecular function: histone deacetylase activity.
AUGUCGGUUCCGGUCAGUGAAACGGAUACGUUUCUGCCGGAUAAAAAGACGGCUGAAAAUACUCCAUUUUAUGACUCCAUAUGUAAACAGCUGAAUGUUUCUUAUCAUUUUAAUCCAGAGGUAUCUCAGUACCAUUUUGGACCUUACCAUCCUAUGAAGCCGUUUCGUCUUAUGCUUACAGACCACUUGGUAAUUUCCUACAAGUUGUACGAGAAGAUGGACUUGUAUACCCCCCGCCGAGCGACUAAGGAAGAACUAUUGGAGUUCCAUUCUGACGAUUACAUUGACUUUUUGGCCAAAGUCACACCAGAAACCGUAACCAAAUUACCAGAAUCAACACUUGCACACUUUAAUAUAGGAGACGAUUGUCCUGUUUUCGACGGCAUGUACGACUACUCGACCAUAUACGCCGGGGCGACCCUAGAUGCUCUGCGUAAGCUUAUUAGUGGCAUGUCAGAUAUUGCGAUAAAUUGGUCGGGAGGACUUCACCAUGCCAAAAAGUACGAACCUAGUGGGUUUUGUUAUGUGAACGAUAUCGUUCUCAGUAUCAUCAAUCUUUUGCGUGUACAUCCCCGAGUGAUGUACAUAGAUAUAGAUUUACAUCAUGGUGAUGGUGUACAAGAAGCGUUUUAUGCUACAGAUAGAGUGAUGACGGUAUCGUUUCACAAAUAUAAUGGGGAAUUCUUUCCAGGGACAGGGUCCAUAGACGAACGAGGAAUGGACAAGGGCAAGAAUUUCGCCAUUAAUGUGCCAUUGAAGGAUGGUAUUGAUGAUGAGAGUUAUGUGCGAUUAUUUAAGCUGAUCAUGGAACCUUUGAUCACCAAGUUCCAACCCACAUGUAUCGUGCAACAAUGCGGAGCAGAUUCCUUGGGCUAUGACCGAUUGGGCUGCUUCAAUUUGAAUAUCAAGGCACAUGGUGAGUGUGUCAAAUUUAUCAAGUCGUUCGAAAUUCCAAUGCUUGUUCUAGGUGGAGGAGGAUACACUCCUCGUAACGUUUCUCGUCUUUGGUGUUACGAGACGUCUGUGCUCACAGAUGUAACAUUGAACCAUAAAAUCCCCAAUUAUCUUCCAUCCUACGAUUGGUUUGGCCCUGACUUUUCACUCCAUCCACAACUUGACGGCCGAAUAGACAACAAAAACUCCAAAAAAUAUCUCGAGAGUGUGAAACAAGAUAUCCUAGAGCAACUACGCUACUUGGCUUAUGCCCCAAGUGUACAAAUGCAAGAGAUUCCACCAGACAUCACCGGACUAACUGAGGACGAAGACCAAAUAAUAAAAGAGCUCAAUGAAGAACAAGACGGAACCAGGGAAACACAAAACACAAAAGAUGAAGCCAGGGUGGGCGAACUAAGAGAAUAA